GGGCAAUGUCUCAGGUCCUUAAUACUGAUUUACAUCCUUACCACUGAAGCAUGUCUUUAAUGGCGCUCCAACCGGACAAGAGUGAGCGUAUCUACACCAGGAGGCCGACGAGUGCUGAGAUAGUAUCAGAAGCUCGUCGCUCUCUUAGGACUCUUGCCACACAACGCCCUUUCACACCUCAGGAGAAGCAACGGCAGCUCUUCGGAGAGUCGUCUUCUCGUCCACAUGACGGCCGUCCACCAUCUGCAUUUAGUCUUCAUGCCCGAAAUUUUGAAGCUCCUGACUCUAGACCUGGUUCUGGAACCCGCCUCAGCCCACUGGAGCACAAACCCAGGCUGUCUGUGUUUUUGGAUGAGGAUGGUCAUGAGGAUGAUGCAGUCCUUCCCAAACCUCCAGAGAGAGGGAAUACCAGGAGAGGUUCGGGAGGGUCUCGAGCCAGACAUCUUAGAACGCCAUCCAUCAACACGCUGCCACCCGUGGCAUCACAAUCAAAGAGUUCCGACAGGUCUCUAGAGAAAAGGACAGACCAACCAGGAGAUGGAGAAAGACUACAUUUUGCUGAUGUCACAGAGCAUAAGACAAAAGCAUCCUCAGAAACGGACCUGUGCACACUUUCCAAUCACAGUAGGAUGCUACAGUCAGCCAGAACUGGAUCAAAACCAGAAACAAAGCGUGACACAGAAGACGAUAACAUAGAUGAGUCUCAGUUCUGGAACUGCAAGGUCCUUCCUGUCCUUCAGGAAAUUGAGUCUUUUGCCCCAGGAGACGAAGUGUCAGAAGAGAUUGUGGGACAAAUGUGUAAUGCAUGCACCAAACUCCAUAAUGCCCUGGCAGAGAGAGGCAUGCUGGGAAGGCACUGUAAAAAGAGGUCCAUCAUCCUAAGAACACUAUUCAGACUUAUAGAUAUGGGAUCAGAUCGACUUAACCUAACCGUAGCUGAACUCAUUUUGGCACUUGAUGUGAAUGGAAACAACUUGUUGAACAUCUGCAAACUCGUCUUCAAAAUCAGCCGCAACGCUAGUAAUGAUGCCCUGUUCCUCACAAGCUCCAUCCUAGACUCCCUUCUUUCUUUGCUGCAGUGUGAGGAUGUAUGGAGUAAAAGUGAGGCUGUGCUGUACUGCGUUGGCUCACUGAAGCUGCUCUCAGGAAACAGCGCCCUCUGCAGUCUGCUGCUGGUUAAAGACUUCAUCAGCAUACUGCUACAGCUCUCAAAGAAGCUUAUUCACAGUACACCUUCAACUUCUUCUAAUGUAACUAAUCACAGGGCAGAGGGAGAAGGCCAGCAUACCAUUGCAGGACAUGUACUGGUACAGGUCACUGCAGCUUUGAGAAAUAUAGCUGACCAGGCUGAGUCUCGGCCUUCCUUCCUGUCCAGCAAGGCAUUCGCUACUCUUUGCACGAUCCUUGAGACCCAUCGCAGUGAUCUGGAUAUCUGUAUUAAUGUGGCCCGAAUAUUCAGCAAGCUGUCUACCUACACCGAGUGCUGUUAUGCACUAGCUGAGACACCACACUGCUUCGGCCUAUUUUCAGACCUACUGAGCAAACACAGCAGGAAACAGGAUCUGGUAGUGCGUCUCCUGUUCACACUAGGGAACCUGACCGCCAAAAGCAUUGAAGCCAGAGAACGUGUCUACGAGGAGAAAGGGGGGAUAGAUUUUCUCUUAGAUCUUUUUCAGAUCUACCAAAAAGCACCAUCGCCUCCUGAGCAACAACCCUCUCCUGAAAGAGAGGACGUGUUGGUCAAACUCAUCAGAUUGUUGGCCAAUCUAGCAAUUCAUCCCACAGUGGGCACAGCAUUGGCUGCUAACGCUAUGUGUGUGCAGCUCCUACUACAAGUCUUGGAGUCAAGGUGUGUGCUGGAGAAUGAAGAGCUUGUGAUUAAUGCCGUGGCCACCAUCAACAACCUCUCUUUCUACCAGGGAGAGAGCUCAGUGGUCCGUUCCCAGCACAAACACAUCUCGCAGUUGUUACUUAAGCUGUUGUUGGGCUCCAGUAUGGAAGGUGUUUUGGAGGCCACACGGGUGUUUGGAAAUCUUUCUCAGAUCGAAGAUGUGAGACGCUUCAUCAUGCAGCACAAAGUGCAUCGGUUCAUGGUCACCCUCCUGGACUCGAAGAACCCCGAUGUGUGUUUUUCUUCAUGUGGAGUUCUCAUCAAUUUAUCUGCUGAUCCAGAAAACAGGGCUCUACUGAGGGUUGAGGGAACCAUGCAGAAGUUGAUUGAGUGUCUGCGUGACUUUGGACCUCAGGAUUGGCAUCUGGCUACUGUGUUGUGUCAGACCCUGUGGAACUGCUUUUUAGACGGAGAGUUGCAACAUACUGAAGAGUUACUAGAAAUCUUACAGCUCUACACAGACAGAGGGCGUUUGCAGUGGUCUGCUAAUGAUGGAGUCAGACAGGUCCAGGAAGCAUGCUGGGAGUUACUCUUUCUGCCUGUAGCUGAGAGGCUAAGACAACGUUUACAUAUUGAAGACAUUACUGAAGUCAGUCAGUAAGCUUGUCUGAUACACAUGUUCUUUGCAGUCUACACACACACACACACACACACACGAAUAUGAAUGUAUUGUGUGUAUAUAUUGCACUUUAAUACUCUGUCACUUUUAAUAUUUAAAACAUAUUUUGGACUGUAAAUGGUAAUAAGUAAUUAUGACCAACAAAUGUGCAAAACAACUUCUAUUGGUGGUCUAUUAUAUGCAACCUGAAGCUGUACUUGUCUUAGAUUGAAAAAAUGGUGUUUUAUACAAGCAUUAUGUGUUUAAAAAAAAAUUUGUUCUUUGUAUAAAACACUAAUGGUCAUCUCAGUGAUCUCAAAGACUUUAUUAAACAGACAGUUUUAGAAAAGUCUGUAAGGAACACAGAAUAGAAACAUUGUCAUACUUUCUUAAUACAAUCACAUCAAAUGGAUAUAAUAUGGCACUCCUGUUUUCUUAAAUCAACCAACAGUUACGUUUCACAGCUACGGUCUGAAAUAAUAUACAGUUCACAGCUGCUCUAGAGGUGAUUGGAAUACAGAAAUAUACAAAUGCCAAUGACCAAAACAUGUAAUGGGUGGUAAUUUGUUUAACUGGUUUGUGGUAAGAAACUUUUUUUCCCUUCAAUGUCCAGUGUGUAUAGGCAGAAACAACUUUUUCAGUUUCUAAGGGACUUCCAGAAAAUAUGCCAGUGACAUUGGUGGUAAUUUCCAUUUAAGAUGACCCUUUACUGGCAUUAACAAAACCUCAUAAGGAAAGAUAUUCAAAGAUACAGAUUAGGAAAUUACCAGUAGUUUAAAGGGACACUCCACAUUUUUGAAAAUAUGCUAAUUUUCCUGCUCCCCUAGAGUUAAACAACAGAUUUUUACCGUUUUGAAAUCAAUUCAGCCAAUCUCCGGGUCUGGCGGUACCACUUUUAGCAUAGCUUAGCAUAAUCCAUUAAAUCUGAUUAGACCGUUAGCAUCGCACUCGAAAAUAAACAAAGAGAUUUUUCCUUUUUAAAACUUGACUCUUCUGUAGUUACAUUGUGUACUAAAACUGAAAGAAAAUUAAAAGCUGCGAUUGGUUACUUUCAAUAGCAGGGGACUAUUUUCGGGCACCACGUUAAAUCAUUGCACCUGCUGCAGCCAUGUCACGGCAGCAAAGUACUUGAUUAUUACGCCAGAAUGAGAGUAUAGUUCCUAACAUAUCGGCCUAGAAAAUCACAACUUUUAAUUUUCUGUCAGUCUUAGUACACGAUGUAACUACAGAAGAGUCAAGUUUUAA
Messenger RNA from Paramisgurnus dabryanus, 3734 nucleotides. The record is from RefSeq and is a predicted model, not a curated record. Lineage: Eukaryota; Metazoa; Chordata; Actinopteri; Cypriniformes; Cobitidae.